AUGUCCGAAAAUUCAACGGAUAUUUCACCGAAUCCUUAUGAUGACCCAUCCAUUCCAUAUGUGGAGCCACCAGAGAAUCCUUUAUUUCAAAAAUCACUUGAAAUGAUGAAGCAGGAUAAAAUAUUCCGAGAUUUAAACGUAAAUCUGAGUGUAUUAAGUGUUGCAGGUGGUUUAAUAGUAUUAUCCAUAAUAGCUGCUAUGUGGCUUUACGAUAAGAGGCUGGUAAACCGCGUUUCACUCAGGCUUACGACCGUGAUAUCUUUGGUUGACAUACUUACUGGAAUAGCUGUGAUAGAAUAUUCGACAUAUGUUGCAAGAGACACAUUGAGAUGCACAUUUAUCGCUUGGGCGAUGUCCUUUUGUCCUCAAUUAUAUUUAUUUUUGACUGUGAUGAUAGCAUUUAACCUUCAG
Messenger RNA from Acaulospora morrowiae, 411 nucleotides. The record is from the annotation of a GenBank genome assembly. Lineage: Eukaryota; Fungi; Glomeromycota; Glomeromycetes; Diversisporales; Acaulosporaceae.